Messenger RNA from Suillus clintonianus, 2847 nucleotides. RefSeq lists its product as uncharacterized. The record is from RefSeq and is a predicted model, not a curated record. The transcript has 10 exons. Lineage: Eukaryota; Fungi; Basidiomycota; Agaricomycetes; Boletales; Suillaceae. Bases 1 to 2847 code for a protein of 948 amino acids.
AUGCCAGACGAGAUCCCUCAUGCGCAGCUCAAACGACGAGCGUUUAGCGCCCGCCGCAUCCAGUGUCCCUACCCAGGCUGCAAACGCUGGUUGAAAAAUUCCUCUGGGCUGAAACUUCAUCAAAGCUCGGCCCAUAGCCACUCGUUUACCCAUCCUGGAUCACAACGCACACAACACGCCUCUGUUGAAGAAAUUGAAGAUGAAGAAGCUCCCAGACGCACCAACAAUGAGCUCUGGGAGUCGAAGCAUGGACUUAUUCGUGAUUAUCACGAGACGCUGACUGGUCGUAUUUGUGAUGAGAAUGGCAACUUUGUUGACCCUGGCACUCCUCCUCCACCAUACACAGCAAAAAGUCCUGACGACUGGACUCCGUAUCGCAACCGACUGGAAUUUGAGUGCGCAGAUUUCAUGUACACUGAAAACCAGAUGUCCGCUGGUGAUAUAAACAAGAUUCUCUACUUGUGGGGAAUCACUCUCGCUGUUCAUCGCGACAAUCCACCAUUUGCCGACUACAAGGACCUGUACAAUACUAUCGAUGCAACACCGCUAGGCGAUGUCGCAUGGGAAAGCUUCUCCCUGAAGUACAAUGGCGAUAAACCUGCUGGAGAGUGUCCACUUUGGAUGGAACAGUCGCACGAGGUUUGGUUCCGGGACCCUCAUACCGUCGUCAAGAACAUGCUCGCAAAUCCAGAUUUCAAAGGUGGAAUUGAUUAUAUGCCCUACCGUGAAUUUCAGGAGAAGGAUGAGCAACGCCGCUAUAAGGAUUUCAUGUCAGGAGACUGGGCCUGGCAGCAAGCAGACCAAAUCGCACAGGACCCACAAACGCAUGGUGCGGCUUUCGUUCCCAUCAUUGUAGGCAGUGACAAGACGACCGUGUCUGUCGCUACUGGUCAAAACGACUACUACCCUCUAUAUCUCUCGAUUGGGAACGUUCACAAUAACGUCCGGCGGGCGCAUCGCAACGCAUUGGCUCUGGUUGGAUUUUUGGCGAUCCCUAAGACGGAAAAAAGAAAUACAGAUGAACUUGGAUACCGCAAAUUCAAGAAGCAGUUGUUUCACUCCUCAUUGUCCAGGAUCUUCGCCAAUCUCAAACCUGGAAUGACAACUCCAGAGGUCACACGGUGUGGCGACGGACACUACCGGCGCAUUAUAUAUGGCCUUGGACCCUACAUUGCAGACUACGAAGAGCAGGUAGUAUUGGCGUGCAUGGUCAAAGAUUGGUGUGGAAGAUGCCUUGCAUUUCCCUCAAGUCUUGAUGAAGGAGGUGUUUCUCGGUCACGCGAACAUACUGAUGCGCUUGUGGAUUCUAUAGAUUUUGGUAUACUUUGGGACGAGUAUGGUAUCAUUGGCGAGUUAGUGCCCUUCACCAACGACUUUCCUCGUGCCGACAUUCACGAGCUCCUUGCCCCCGACAUACUGCACCAGCUCAUCAAAGGAACCUUCAAGGACCACCUUGUUGAAUGGGUGGGUCAAUACCUCGAACUCACGCACGGCAAAACACGCGCCAAGGCGAUUUUAGAUGAUAUUGACCGAAGAAUUGCUUCCGCGCCGCCCUUCCCUGGCCUACGACGCUUUCCACAAGGCCGUGGAUUCUCACAAUGGACAGGUGACGACUCCAAAGCUUUGAUGAAGGUCUAUCUACCAGCAAUCGAGGGCCACGUACCAGAUGAUAUGGUUCGGGCAUUUCGAGCCUUGCUAGAGUUCUGCUACAUCGUGCGCGCAAACGUAGUGACGGACGACACUCUCGCAGCGCUGAAAGAUGCCCUUGGGCGUUUUCAUACUUACCGGACUAUUUUCCAGACUACUGGCGUCCGCUUCGACAUUUCCCUACCCCGACAACACUCUCUCAUCCACUAUGAGCUUCUCAUCCGAAUGUUCGGUGCUCCGAACGGCCUCUGCUCGUCAAUCACGGAAUCAAAACAUAUCAAGGCGGUAAAGCAACCAUGGCGACGUUCAAGCAAGUACAACGUGCUCAGCCAGAUGCUCCUUACCAAUCAGCGCCUGGACAAAGUCGCUGCAGCAAGAGUUGAUUUCACAACACGCGGCAUGCUCAAAGGGUCUUGUGCCUUCAGCUACUACAAUUCAUUUGUUGAGAAUCCCUCAUAUAUUGACAACGACGAUGGAGACCCAGAGGUCCAACCAAACCCAGCGCAUGCAGGAAGCAACCCCUUUGCUAUCGAGAAACGAAAACGCGCCCGUACCGUUGCUGAUCUCGCAGACGAACUUGACAUCCCAUCAUUCCCGACCCUCAUUCGCCUCUUCCUGUACGACCAAAUACACGCGGACAACCACCAUUCUUCUGCCGAUGUCCCCCUUCGCGACUGUCCAUCCUACACGGGACCAAUCAAGAUAUUUCAUUCAGCCGCUGCAACAUUUAUCGCACCCAGUGAUCCGAGUGGAAUCACUGGUAUGCGCCGUGAGCACAUUCGCGUUGUGCCUUCGUGGCGCAAGGGACCAGCUCGCUUUGACUGCGCCUUCGUCAACACGGACAAUAGGCAUGAUGGAAUGUUGAGCAUGGAUGUCGUUCGAAUAUUCUGUUUUUUCUCUUUUACUUUUACUAACAGUCACACAUACCCAUGUGCCCUCGUUCAAUGGUUCCAUCGCAUCGCCGAGGAACGAGACGAGCUCACAGGAAUGUGGAUGGUGGCACCGUCUUUCAAUGAAGACGGCUCUCGCGAUUUGUCCAUCAUCCAUAUUGACAGUAUCAUUCGCGGUGCUCACUUACUCCCAAUAUUCGGUACUCAGCUCGUACCACGCGGCCUUCGAUUCUACGAUUCUCUGGAUGUAUAUCGAGGAUUCUACGUAAAUCGGUUCAUUGAUCACCAUGCUUUCGAGCUGGCAUCUUAA